UCCUUAAUCAACCAUUUUAGUCACAUUUUAAACAUCAGUGAUGGCAUAACUUUCUUCAGAAUGAAGAACCCUUGUCUCAGUCUAGCCCUUUGGGGCUUUCUCACUAUCAUUUUCCUCUUCUCUAAAUCAUCUCAGCAGGCUGUAGCCCCUACUACUCUUCCCACACCAAAUCCUAGACUCUAUUUGGCUUUCUUUGCCCUCAAAGCUUGGAAACAUGCCAUCACUUCUGACCCCAACAGCUUCACCACAGACUGGUUUGGUCCUCAUGUGUGCAAUUACACCGGCGUUUACUGUGCACCAGCCCCAGAUGACAAUCUCACCGUAACAGUCGCCGGAAUAGACUUAAACCACGGGAACAUAUCCGGUUACUUGCCAGACGAGCUAGGCCUCCUCACAGACCUUGCUGUCUUCCACAUAAACUCAAAUCGUUUUUGCGGUAGUGUACCUGAAACCUUCAAAAAGUUGAAACUUCUUUACGAGCUUGAUAUUAGCAACAAUAACUUCAGUGGUCAGUUUCCUUCUGUUGUUCUUUCUUUACCUUCACUCAAGUUUCUCGACAUCAGGUAUAAUCAAUUCAGUGGUGUUAUCCCCUCAGCCAUUUUUGAUUUAACACUUGAUGCAUUGUUCAUCAACAAUAACAACUUUCAAUCAUCUUUACCACAGAAUCUUGGGAACUCUAAUGUAUCAGUGCUUGUCUUGGCAAACAAUAACUUAAACGGUUGCAUACCGUCGAGUUUGACAAAAAUGGCAGGGACCCUUCAUGAAAUCAUUCUCAUAAAUAUGAGUUUGACGGGUUGUUUGCAACAAGAUUUGGGGGCGUUCAAAGAAGUGACAGUCUUUGAUGUCAGCUUUAACAACUUGGUUGGGUCGCUACCAGAAUCCAUAGGAGAAAUGAAGAAAUUGAAGCAGCUAAAUGUAGCUCAUAAUAAGCUAUCUGGUUAUAUUCCAGAGAGCAUUUGCUUAUUGCCCCAGUUGGAAAAUUUCACAUACUCUUAUAAUUACUUCUAUGGCGCCUCACCAGCAUGCUUCAAGUUACAGGAUAAAGAUGACCAGAAGAAUUGCAUUAUUGAUAGGCCAAACCAGCGAACAAUUGAGGAAUGUAAGUCAUUCUAUUCCUUUCCUAUUGAUUGUGCUGCAACUGGUUGCUCAGCAAGUCCACCUCCUCCUCCUCUUCCAUCACCACCUCCACCUCCACCACCACGGCCAACAAAGUCACCAAAGCAUCAUCCACGUCAUCCAUGAUCAACAUAAGGAUAAGAGGGUGGCCGCCACAGAACAAUAAUUCUUUCUUUAAUGAUGCUGAUAUAUUAAUUUACUAGUUUGAAACAGAAUAUAGGGAGGGGAUAUUGAUUUGAUUUUAGCUUUUUUCCUUUUUUUUUUUUUUUUUUUGAAGAUUAGCUAUCCAAGAUCCAACCUGUUCUCAUAAACUAUAUGCAUAGUUGAAAGAACAGAAAAAUAUGAUGCAUGCCACAAUGUUUUAAUUAAUAAAGCACUGUUAACCCAUGAAUGAUUAUUGUCAGUGGUCUGUGAUUGUGAUAUGCCAUUAAUUACUUGUAAUUGUGCGGUUGUGAAU
Molecule: messenger RNA, 1573 nt
Organism: Pistacia vera
Lineage: Eukaryota; Viridiplantae; Streptophyta; Magnoliopsida; Sapindales; Anacardiaceae
Product: leucine-rich repeat extensin-like protein 6
Exons: 1
Coding region: 61-1242 (393 amino acids)
Molecular function (GO): protein binding
Source: RefSeq, a predicted model, not a curated record